Populus euphratica (Euphrates poplar) is the source of this 2515-nucleotide messenger RNA. Its product is annotated as acetyl-coenzyme A carboxylase carboxyl transferase subunit alpha, chloroplastic-like. The record is from RefSeq and is a predicted model, not a curated record. Bases 148 to 2304 code for a protein of 718 amino acids. Lineage: Eukaryota; Viridiplantae; Streptophyta; Magnoliopsida; Malpighiales; Salicaceae. The transcript is spliced from 10 exons. Gene Ontology annotation, cellular component: acetyl-CoA carboxylase complex. Gene Ontology annotation, biological process: fatty acid biosynthetic process. Gene Ontology annotation, molecular function: acetyl-CoA carboxylase activity; carboxyl- or carbamoyltransferase activity.
AUUAAAAACAGUCCAAUCGCCACUUUUUAUCCAUUUUUCCUCCUUUUCUUGCAAAACCCUGUUAAUAAUCUGCUUCUUUCUCCUCUUUACUUGGAUUAAAAAUUCACAACCAGUAACCGGCUUCACAUUCUUUCUGUCCUGUCCAAAAUGGCCAUCACCUUAUCUAUAUCAGCUGGAAAUUGUGGCAAAGAGAGGCCAUGCAUUGAACUUGGUUCAAAUGCUUCCAUUGUCAAGGAUGUUUUUGGUGAAAAUUUGAUUAGAAGUUGUAAAUUUAGAAGGGGAAAUGGAUAUAGGUGUAAAGGGGUUCGUGUCAUUGCAAGAACUAAGAAAUGGAAGAAGCAUGAAUACCCCUGGCCUGAUAAUAUUGAUCCAAAUAUUACUAGUGGGCACUUGAGUUACUUGUCUCAUUUCAAGCCUUUAACUGAGAAACCAAAGCCAGUGACACUUCCUUUCGAGAAGCCAUUGAUUGAUCUUGAAAAGAGAAUUAUUGAGGUACGUAGAAUGGCUGAUGAAACUGGCCUGGAUUUCAGUGAUCAAAUUUUGGCUUUAGAAAACAAGUAUCAGCAGGCACUGAAAGAUUUAUACACGCAUUUGACACCCAUUCAGCGCCUGUCUAUUGCUAGGCAUCCCAACAGACCAACAGUUCUUGAUAAUAUUUUCAAUAUCACUGAGAAGUGGGUGGAACUCCAUGGAGAUCGUGCAGGUUAUGAUGAUCCAGCUAUUGUGACUGGUAUUGGAACCAUUGAUGGUAAAAGCUACAUGUUCAUAGGCCAUCAAAAAGGUAGGAACACAAAGGAGAAUAUCGCUCGCAACUUUGCAAUGCCAACUCCUCAUGGCUAUCGGAAGGCCUUGCGCAUGAUGAAAUAUGCUGAUCACCAUGGUUUCCCCAUAAUCACUUUUGUUGACACUCCUGGGGCCUUUGCUGAUCUCAAAUCUGAGGAACUUGGUCAGGGUGAAGCAAUAGCCCAUAAUCUGAGGACUAUGUUUGGCCUGAAAGUGCCUAUUGUAUCAAUUAUAACUGGUGAAGGUGGUUCUGGUGGAGCUCUUGCAAUUGCUUGUUGCAAUAAAAUGCUUAUGCUCGAGAACUCUGCUUUCUAUGUUGCAAGUCCUGAAGCAUGUGCUGCCAUAUUGUGGAAGUCUUCUCAAGCAGCUCCUAAGGCAGCUGAGAAACUGAGGAUUACAGCUCAAGAACAUUACAAGCUGAAAAUUGCUGAUGGCAUAAUUCCUGAGCCUCUUGGGGGUGCCCAUGUGGAUCCUGCAUGGACUUCCCAACAAAUUAAGCUUGCAAUCAUCCAAACCAUGGAGGAACUAACAAAGAUGGAUAACGAAGAGUUGCUCCACCACCGGAAGCUCAAGUAUCGGUAUAUUGGAGGUUUCCAAGAAGGUGUGCCGGUGGAACCAGAGAGAAAGCGCAACAUGAAACUAUCCGAGGUUAACAAGCCAAUGACAGAUGAUAUCGAGCUAGAGCUUGAAAACUUGAAGAAGAAGAUUCUCGAAUCCAAUAGUGCAACGGAUCCAAUUUCAAGCCAAGCAAUUGAGAAGCUCAAGCAAGACCUGGACCAGGAGAUUACCAAUGCUUUUAUUUCAAUGGGCUUACAAGAGAAGCUCGAAUCAGUCAAAUUAGAGUUAUCUACAGCCUCUAACGACCACCCUAAUCGCCACUUGAAGGAGAAGGUCGACCAAAUCAUGCAAGAAUUCCAGCAUAAUUUGGCGCGACCGGGAGCCUAUCUUGGGUUGAAGCAGAAGCUUGAAAAGUUAAACAUGGUUGGGAAGCUCAUUGAGCUAAAAGAGAAAAGUGAGAAACUGAAAGCAGAGAUAAACCAAAAGGUCCCAGAUGAGUUAAAAGCAAAGAUGAAACUUUUGAAGGAUGCUCGAGAAAAGUUGUCAAAAGGCGAAGCAACAGACAAAGACGUGGUGGAACAAACAGAGAGGGCUAAGCAAGAGCUGAUUGAGUUUCUGAAGUCAGUUGGGUUGGAGAUUGUAGGGGUAACUAAAAGAAAUGUAGCACCUCCACCUCCUUCAUUGCAAGAGAAAAUAACAAAGGUGAAUAAAGAGAUAGCUGAAGAAAUUGAAAGAGUGAUAAAUGUUGCAGGUCUUGGUGACAAAGUUGAGGAACUGAAAUCAGAAAUAGCAAGAGGGUCGAGUUCCGAAAAAGUAGAAAAAAUGCAAGCAGAGAUCAAGAAGGAAAUCCUUGCUGCUUUGGAAGCCAUGGCAUGCAAAGAAAAGUUAGAGAACCUGAGAGUGGAGCUGGCAUCCACCUCAGGAAAAGCUGAAGACAAAGUGGCCGAAAACGGCAGAUUGUGAAAUACAUCUUACUUUAUACAUCAGUUGGUAUAAUAGUUUUGGAUCCUGCAUCUAGAGACAUAAAGGUGUAUUCGAGCAACUACUUUCAGCAUUUUCCCUUUUCUUUCCUGGGCUGCCCGGCAUCAGUUGAACUCCAUGAUGGGACUAGAUGUGAAUUCUCUGCAUUGCGUUCCUCUAAUCCUAGUGAAUGAUUUUAUCCUGUUAUGUUUGA